This is a messenger RNA of Ictalurus furcatus (blue catfish), 1535 nucleotides long. It is a transcript of the gene actr2b, whose product is annotated as actin related protein 2b. Gene Ontology annotation, molecular function: actin filament binding. The transcript has 9 exons. The record is from RefSeq and is a predicted model, not a curated record. Bases 109 to 1293 code for a protein of 394 amino acids. Gene Ontology annotation, cellular component: Arp2/3 protein complex; actin cortical patch. Gene Ontology annotation, biological process: Arp2/3 complex-mediated actin nucleation. NCBI's taxonomy places the organism in Eukaryota, Metazoa, Chordata, Actinopteri, Siluriformes, Ictaluridae.
ACCUCUGAGGGACUGAGGCAGCAGCAGGAAGUGAAAACCUGCUGUUCGGCAUAGCUUUAGUUUGCUCAUAAACUUGAUCAGAAUCUGUCGGUUACUACAUUUUGAAAAAUGGACAAUCAAGGCAGGAAAGUGGUGGUUUGUGAUAACGGAACUGGGUUUGUGAAGUGUGGCUAUGCAGGUUCCAACUUUCCGGAGCACAUCUUCCCUGCGCUGGUGGGUAGGCCUAUCAUUCGCUCCACAACUAAAGUUGGCAACAUUGAGAUUAAGGACCUGAUGGUGGGUGAUGAAGCGAGUGAGCUGCGCUCCAUGCUUGAGGUGAACUACCCAAUGGAGAAUGGCAUUGUCAGGAACUGGGACGAUAUGAAGCACCUGUGGGACUACACUUUUGGUCCAGAGAAACUAAAUAUUGACUCGCGCAACUGCAAGAUUCUCCUCACCGAGCCCCCCAUGAAUCCCACCAAAAACCGUGAGAAGAUCAUUGAGGUUAUGUUCGAGACAUAUCAGUUCUCAGGUGUUUAUAUUGCAAUUCAGGCUGUGCUCACAUUAUAUGCCCAAGGUCUGUUAACGGGAGUCGUGGUGGAUUCAGGUGACGGUGUCACCCACAUUUGCCCUGUAUACGAAGGAUUCUCUCUUCCUCAUUUAACUCGCAGGCUGGACAUAGCAGGGAGAGACAUCACUCGAUAUCUUAUAAAGCUGCUGCUGCUGCGAGGAUAUGCUUUUAACCACUCAGCAGAUUUUGAAACUGUGCGCAUGAUGAAGGAGAAUCUCUGUUAUGUAGGAUACAAUAUUGAGCAGGAGCAGAAGCUUGCUUUGGAGACUACUGUACUGGUGGAAUCCUACACGCUUCCUGAUGGCAGAGUGAUAAAGGUUGGAGGGGAGAGGUUUGAGGCACCUGAAGCUCUUUUCCAGCCUCAUCUGAUUAACGUGGAGGGAGUGGGAGUGGCUGAGCUGCUCUUCAACACCAUUCAGGCAGCAGACAUUGACACCAGGGCUGAGUUCUACAAACACAUUGUUCUCUCAGGCGGUUCUACCAUGUAUCCAGGCCUGCCCUCUCGACUGGAGAGGGAACUCAAGCAGCUCUAUCUAGAGCGGGUGCUUAAAGGGGAUGUGGACAAGCUCUCUAAAUUCAAGAUCCGGAUUGAGGAUCCUCCACGGCGCAAACACAUGGUGUUCCUGGGUGGAGCUGUGCUGGCUGACAUCAUGAAGGACAAGGAGAACUUCUGGCUGACGAAGGAGGAGUAUCAGGAGAAGGGUGUGCGUGUGCUUGAGAAGCUCGGUGUCACAGUCAGAUAAACUGUUAGUGUCUUCUAAACCCACUGCGUCCUCUCCACUCUCCCAUGUAUAGGAUAUCUAGAGCAUCUGUUCAGCUGUGUGUCGCUAGAGCUCUCACCUCCUGCAUUCUGCUACUUGUGCCACUGAGUCACAUGAUCACUUUUUGGGAAGGACAGACCGGGAGGUGUAUUAAGGCUACUGGGGAGGGAGGUGAGGAGUUCGGCAUCCAUAUUCUUGGGCUCUCUGUUAUUAUCUUUAUACAU